AUGUCUGCAUUUCUAGCUUCAGUGCUUAUUUGUGCCAUGGUGGCGGAGGGCCUUCGGGCAGGACCUUCGAAAGAAUAUAUUGUUUACCCAAGACUUCUGCAAGCAAGAGGAAUGAAUGGAAUGAAGCUCCUUCAAGUCGAUGAGAAAAUUACUCUGCAUUUAAAGAAGAGCUCUGUAGUCGCCGAAAAUUUAACUGUAUCAACUCUUAAUGGCGACGAGCAACUGAAUACUUUGGUAGAUGGAAGGGAAGUGGAAAAGGACAUUUACCAUGAUCAAAGUCAGAUGGCAGUGGUAUCUGUCACGGAAAAAGACGGAACUGUGGAAGUGAGAGGGUCGUUGGGUCACACGCUGAGGAUUGCUCCUCUGCCACUGAUGGGACGCUCUGAAGAUGGACACAUGGCACACAAGGUUUUCAAAAUCGAAGAGCCGGAGGAGUUCAAAACCGACUACAUAAUCCCAUCGGAACGGAGUAUCCCGCUAAGACGACAACAUAUCCGACCCAAAGUAAAUAUUCCUGAAGUUUUCUUUGCCGAGGUGUCUUUUGUUUUCGAAGAGAACCACAGCAAACACUUUCCAGAUGAACCCAGCCUCUUAAGAUAUGCAUCACUAGCUCUUCAAAUGAUAAACCUGAGAUACGCUGAUUUUCCGAAUCCACGGGUCCAGUUUAUUCUGGUUGGUGUUACUACUAUAAAAGGGAUGAACCCUGUUACGAAAGUAGUAGAGGAUCGAGAUGUCUUGAGGCCAAACACUCACAGGAAAAAAUACAUGCUCUCUGGAGAAACCCUAGACAGUCUUGCGGAUGCUGUUUACACCAAUGUGCUCAAAGUUGUUGCUGACGUCACCGUCUUGGUUACAGCGUUGGACCUUGCGGAUUAUAAAUCUGGUCAACUUUCUAACAGCGUCUUGGGUGUUGCCUUUCUUGGGGGAAUGUGCAGUGUACGUAAAAGAGCUGCCCAAACAGAAGACACACCUGGCACAUACAGCAUGGUCCCCAUUUUAGUGCACGAACUCGGGCACUCACUUGGAAUGGUACAUGAUGGAGACAAAGCAGUAUAUAGCACUGGUGCAUACAAGAAUUAUGUAUGCAGCGCACGUGAUGGCUACACAAUGGCACCAACUGCAAACGGCGCUCGGAAUGGAGAAUGGUCUACGUGUUCCGUGCAACACUUGCGUGGGUUUCUUGAGACUCUAGAACAGGAUUGCUUUGAAAUGUUGUCAGCGAAAGAAUACACGAUACAUAUGGCACAACUUCCGGGGGCUGGAAUUACAAAACAACAAUUGUGUGAGAAAACGUACUCAGCCUUCAAGGGCGUGACCGUUCAUCCCGACUCCCGAAAUUCUGCAGAGUGCAAAAUCUGGUGCUGCCCUGCUGAUUACCACGAGUGCCUCCAAGCUCAACUUACGGAUGGAAUGGAAUGUAAAUAUGGAUAUCACUGCGUCAAACACCGAUGCGUUAAGAAGACGAUGUACCAGCCACCCAGGCCAGCGUGGCCUACACGUUAUACAACCCGGUUAACGACAACCCCCACAACACGGAGGACACAGAGAAAUUGGUGGUGGAAUGGGUAUAACUUGAGACAAGACAAAACAAACCCCGACUCGAAGAGAACCUAUCACUCGAAGAUGGACCCAGUACAGGGCAAGAUGUCUCAUUCGCUCGUGGAGACGGCCAGGGCUACGCUCCCACAAUAA
This is a messenger RNA of Ixodes scapularis (black-legged tick), 1692 nucleotides long. RefSeq names its product snake venom metalloproteinase ACLF-like. The record is from RefSeq and is a predicted model, not a curated record. Gene Ontology annotation, molecular function: metalloendopeptidase activity. Lineage: Eukaryota; Metazoa; Arthropoda; Arachnida; Ixodida; Ixodidae. The transcript has 14 exons. The coding region runs from base 1 to 1692 and encodes 563 amino acids. Gene Ontology annotation, biological process: membrane protein ectodomain proteolysis.